Molecule: messenger RNA, 1751 nt
Organism: Mollisia scopiformis
Lineage: Eukaryota; Fungi; Ascomycota; Leotiomycetes; Helotiales; Mollisiaceae
Product: 1,3-beta glucanase
Exons: 4
Coding region: 242-1525 (427 amino acids)
Biological process (GO): glucan catabolic process
Cellular component (GO): cell surface; extracellular region
Molecular function (GO): glucan exo-1,3-beta-glucosidase activity
Source: RefSeq, a predicted model, not a curated record
CUGCUCUCUGACCUGGGAUUGCGGGGGAUUGUCGUCUCGUCGACGUUGUUCAUGGUAGGAGAGUACUUAUUGGCAAGGUUCCUUUUACUUAAGGUUGUCGUUGCCCAGGUGUGUUUCUUGUUUCCCAGCCACCAUCACCUAGGUACCAUACUACCCACAGCCUGAUAUCAAGCUUGCUUUUCUGCAAGUUCUGAAUGCAUACCUUUCCUCUUUCUCAUAUCUUCGAGAGUCGAUAGCCAUAAUGGUAUUCAUCAAAGCACUUACUAUCGUGGCAGCUUGUCUGUCGUUGGCGGAUGCCACACCUUUAAACAAGAAACGACAACUCGCCUUUGAUUACAACGACGACAAGGUCCGAGGUGUUAAUCUGGGAGGUUGGUUCGUUUUGGAACCAUGGAUUACUCCAUCGAUAUUCGACCAGUGGGCAAACGGAGGAGGAGUGGUCGAUGAAUACACCUACACGCAAGCCUUGGGACCGACUGAAGCUUUCAAUCGGCUGAAUCAACACUGGGCAACAUGGAUCACGCAAGAUGAUUUCAACGAGAUAGCUUCUUAUGGGUUGAACCAUGUGCGAAUUCCAAUUGGAUAUUGGGCUGUCAAUCCUCAACCUGGAGACCCAUACGUUCAGGGACAAUUGACAUAUCUCGACCAAGCAAUUGGAUGGGCGCGAAGUGCUGGACUCAAAGUCAUGAUUGAUCUGCACGGAGCCCCCGGAUCCCAAAACGGCUUCGACAACAGCGGUCGCUACGGCGCCAUCGACUGGCAAAGCGGCGACAACGUUGCCCAAACCCUCACGGCAAUCCAAGACCUCGCCAAUCGCUACGCCUCGCAAACCGACGUCGUAACGGCCAUCGAACUGCUCAACGAGCCAGGCAACUGGGCCCUCGACAUGUCUCAAGUCAAGCAAUUCUACUACAACGGCUGGGGCAACGUCCGCUCCGACAACGCAUACACCGCCGUCGUGAUCCACGACGCCUUCCUCGACAUCGAGAGCUACUGGAACGGGUUCAUGAAUAGUGCUAGUGGUGUCAACGACGUUAUUCUGGACACGCAUAUCUAUCAGAUCUUCUCGGACGGCGAGGUGGCUAUGAAGCCUUGCGAGCACGUGCAGACUGCGUGUGCGGCGGGCCCGAACCUUGCGGGAACCGAUAAGUGGACUAUUGUGGGCGAGUGGACUGGUGCUCAAACCGAUUGCGCGAAGUGGCUUAAUGGUCUGGGGAAGGGUGCUCGUUAUGAUGGUACUCUUUCUGGUAGCACCGGCUAUUACGGUGAUUGCCAGUCUAAGUACGAGGGUACGGUUGAUGGAAUGUUGGACGUGGAUAAGGUUAACCUCGCGUAUUAUGUUGAGGCGCAGUUGGAUGCUUAUGAGCAGCACUCUGGGUGGAUUUUCUGGGCUUGGAAAACUGAGUCCGCCCCAGAAUGGCAUUUCCAAAACCUAACCCGCGCCGGCCUGAUCCCGCAACCGAUCACGAGCCGCAAAUACGCCAACCAAUGCCAAACAAGCUCGUGCUUGAUCCCUGGCAACUAAGAAAACCACCAUCCCUCUAAAAUUCGCAAAAAAAGAAGAAAAAAAGGAAGAAAGUUGAAUUGAGAAUAGAUACCCUUCUUGUUGUACAUAUAUUUACGACGUUAUGACUGCAUGGCAUAGGAUGGGAGAGAGGUUUGAAAGAAAGAGUGAUACCCCUUCAUUCGCUUAGGGAGUUUUGGGGGGAUAUUUUACCGGUAGAUUUAGUUGAAGGUACGGUAGCAUAGGG